UCGCUGAAAACAGCUGUCACAUGCCCCCAGAUCCCGGACCGUGCGAAGCCUUCAUGCCUUCUUGGUUUUUCAACAAUACUGCCCGAUCGUGUGCUGUGUUUAUUUAUGGAGGAUGCAGUGGGAACAAAAACAGGUUUCCCAGUUACUAUGAUUGUCAAGACAGUUGCAAUGGUAAGUCGUAUCGGUAGUUAAAAGAGACUAUACUGAUCAUUACGCUUACCUUGCAGGAGAGAUAAAGAACAAUGUUAUAAUUAAGGGUUUGGGCUCUUGAUCCAAUGAAGACCCGUGGCAAGUACAGAGACAACCGAGGAAGCUGCAUCUAUAAAAUGUUGAUGUUUCUCCUUUGUGCCUUGUGAAAAGUAUAUGGUAAAACGAAAACACAUAAACUGUUUACGGCCCUACAGUGUUGUAUAGACUUUUAGACAAAAUGUCUUGCCAGAUAUGUGGUUAAGACAUGUUUUGGAGUUGGCAAUUUAGCAGAAUCGUUAUUAUUGUAAGGAUCAAAACUGCUAUCGACCCUCAUAAAUAAGCUACACAAACUCUCAAAAGGCAUUAUACUUCCUUCCUGUUGUAGCAAUACGUUUUAGAACUUUAUUAUUGACACCGGCUGAUUAGUUCAAUUGGUUAGGGUACCAGACUCCAGCUUCCUCUCGUGGUAUGCAUGAUUCUUAGCUGGACCAACUCUCAGGGUAUAUAUUAAAAUAACUGAUGGGAAGGUCCUGACUUUGUUUCACGUCUGCAAGGGAUUAGACCGUCUAGCUUUUUCGGAAAAAUGAAGACAAAUCGUAGGCCCCUGGGGAAGUGAUAAAUCUGUCACAGUGACCAUCGCCUUGUGUGCUGUUCUCGGUCUUGGUAAUCUGUGCGUGAGUAGCCUGUGAACAGGCUCUCUGUUUGGGGAGAAAUAUAGCAAGGAAAGUUCCCCGCUCGACCAAAGGCCUGUUCACAGGCUAGUGCGUGAGCAGUAAUAAAUGACAAGCUCUACGUAUCUUGUUAUCAUUUACAGUUUCCACACACAAAGCAGAGCAAUUUUUGUUUUACACCUACAAGCAAUAAAUAUUCGACACUAGUGUCACUUUUGCCGAUUUACGUUAUCAUUUUUCAGGGCGAAAUUUGACUAUCUGUGAGUUAAAGCGAGAAAUAAACAGUGCGCGCUUGGACGAUUUUAUCCCUCAAUGUGCAGGAGACGGUGAGUUUGAAGUUGUUCAGUGCCACAGUAUAUCUGGGGAGUGCUGGUGCGUGGAUGAAGCUGGCGUCGAGAUUCUUGGUACGAAAACAUUGGGUACACCCAAAUGUGAUGAAUCUCCAGGUAGGCAUAAAUUGUUGAUCGUUAUGUUUACCUCGUUAGGUCAUGUAACCUCCACCGUUGGUGAAGCUUGCCUUGUUUUUGGGAGUUUUUACCUUGAUCCACUUACUUCUGGCGUAUCUAGAAAUGGUCUUACUGUUAAAACAAAGCAUCUAUACUUGAAUGUCAUAGGUGCAUCGUUGUAAUUGAACUGUCCCAUCCUUUUGGAAAAAUGUAAUAGGUCUCAUCCACUGUUCAUCGCAGCCGCUAAAUCCUUUGUGUCAGCCUUACCUGUUGCAAUGUUCUCAGUGAUUCUUCGAGAAACUAAAUUUUGCGUAGCAGACAUUUUACCGGGAAUUUGAUUAUUUUUAUAUCAACAGAGAAUUUAGGUCGAAGAACAAGAUGAACGCAUGUGUCAAGCAGUUUACCCAAUAUAAAGCAAUGCUGCAGUGACCAACUCUAGUAGGAAAAUUUUGCUUUUGUCAAAUACGUUAGUUUUCGUCACAUGGUUCUUUAGAGAGUGAUGGAUGCAAAAGUAACAGGACAUCGUAAGCGAGCGU
Messenger RNA from Porites evermanni, 1842 nucleotides. Lineage: Eukaryota; Metazoa; Cnidaria; Anthozoa; Scleractinia; Poritidae. The record is from the annotation of a GenBank genome assembly.